AUGACAUGUUUGGACGACUUACUGAUUAUGUAUGAUGAUGAUGAUUUGGUUGAAGAUGAAAAUCAUGAUGGGGAGGAGGAUGCUGGAAUCUCUAAUUUUGCUGAAGCGGACGAGAAUGGUGAUGAUUACAGUGUUUAUGGAAAGGUUGAAGAUGAGGAUGAGGAAGAUGAUGAUAUGUGUUUUGAAGAUAUCAAAAAGAUUGAACGGCUUUUCAUUGAUCGUGUUGGAAUCAUUGAUGGGUUGAAUCCGCAGCAUAUCACUGAUGCAAUGAAGAACAUGUUUGGCAUGACGCUUGAUUACACCACUUCAUACAGAGCACUUUUAUAUGCACAAAUAUUGGUGAGAGGAUCAGCAGAAGAUGGGUAUUCGCGUCUGCCAUCAUAUCUCGAGCAAAUCUCCUUAGCAAAUCCCGGUUCUAUGACGGCUAUAGAACUUGAUUCUAUCAAUAGAUUUAAGUAUCUAUUUCCCUCUUUUGGAGAUCAAAGUUUUAAGUAUCAGAGAAGGGUCAUUGUGGUGGAUGGGACUCACCUAAGUCGGAAGUAUGGAGGUGUUAUGUUAGUUGCAGCCGCACAAGAUGGGAAUUUUCAGAUAUUUCCAUUGGCUUUUGGGAUCGUAGAUGCUGAAGAUGAACCUUCUUGGGAACGGUUUUUCACAAAAUUGGCUAGUUGUGUAUUUGAUGAGCAGCCUCUGUAUAAAGGGAAACAUCUCUUGUGCUUGGUGAAAGGUGCUGCUUAUGCUCAUACGGUUUCAGAUUUUGACCGGUACAUGGCUGAGAUACGGAGUGCAAACCCGGACCUUGCAACGUAUUUGGAGAAUGCCGACGUCAGCCUAUGGUCAAGGGUUUUUUGUCAGGGGGACAUGUGCAACAUAAAGACAAGCAACAUUGCUGAAUCUAUUAAUUCCGCUCUGAAGCGAGCUAGAGGAUUUACGGUUCAGUUCCAGUUGGAGUUCAUAAGGGAGAAGCUAGGAAAGUGGUUUUGGAAAAGGAGAGAAGAUGCUUUGAGUCUCCCAACUCAACAUAGUCGAGGUGUUGAAUACUUGCCUGUUGUUUGA
Brassica rapa (field mustard) is the source of this 1053-nucleotide messenger RNA. RefSeq lists its product as uncharacterized. Lineage: Eukaryota; Viridiplantae; Streptophyta; Magnoliopsida; Brassicales; Brassicaceae. The record is from RefSeq and is a predicted model, not a curated record.